Messenger RNA from Melopsittacus undulatus (budgerigar), 1640 nucleotides. It is a transcript of the gene RAD51AP1, whose product is annotated as RAD51 associated protein 1. The record is from RefSeq and is a predicted model, not a curated record. Lineage: Eukaryota; Metazoa; Chordata; Aves; Psittaciformes; Psittaculidae. Gene Ontology annotation, biological process: double-strand break repair via homologous recombination; interstrand cross-link repair. The coding region runs from base 144 to 1121 and encodes 325 amino acids. Gene Ontology annotation, molecular function: single-stranded DNA binding; double-stranded DNA binding. The transcript has 9 exons.
CCACCCUCCCCCUUUGUAGCGAAUGUGCCGAACGAGCGCCCGCUCCCGCGCAGUUGAGUGCGUUGCCGGCGCCAAGGGAGACACGGAGGGGGCGGGACAGUACCGUCGUUAGCGACGGGUGUGACCCGCGGCCCGGAGCUGGGAUGGCGCGGCCGGUGAGAAGGAGCAAGAAAACUGUUGAUUAUUCUCAGUUUGGAGAUUUAGAAGAUGACGAUGAAGACUUCGCAUGUAUAGGUGCACCUUCAAGCAAAAAAUCCAGAACACAGCUCAAGGAACCAAAGGAAAAGAAGGAAAAGCAAAAAAAGCCACAGAAAGAAUUGACUCCACCACCAAAACAGACACCGAGUAAAAGGAUAUCUUUGGAUGACAAACUUUAUCAAAGAGAUUUGGAAGUUGCCUUAGCCUUAUCCAUCAAACAAAAGUCUGCAAAUAUCGCUGAGGUGCAACAGUCAGAACAAGGUAAGGAUUUUGAAUUGGAAAAUGUACAAAGGAGACCCCUUUUUUCCAACUGCAGUGUAGACAGUGAAUUUUUAGGUCUCAAUCAAGUUAUGGAUGAUGAUGUACCUAGGGCCGAUGGUGUACAAAGGACAGCAGCAUCUCACGUUCCUGCACAUCCAGAGAAGCUACUGACUGUUGACAGUGAUGACAGAGAGCAUGCUACUGACUCUGAGCCAGAGUGUGUACCCAGUGAGGAGGAGUCAGAAGAAGGUUCAGAUUAUAGUGAAGAUGAUGAUGAAGACUUUGCUAUGGAAAAGAAAAAAGCCAAAGGAAAUAAAAAGAAAACCAGACAAAAGAUGCCAGUGGAAAGAGAGAAGAAAACUCCCAAAUCCAAGAUUAAUAUUACAGUAUCAGCUGCAGUUUCUCCUUUUGGGAGAACAGAACAAAAAUCUGAGCAAACACAAAAGAUGAUGUCCAGUUCUUCAGGCCCAGUUGGAAGGCCUCUACAUACAUCGAGUCCUGUAACAGAUAAGAAGCCUAAAUGGAUACCACCAGCUGCAUCAGGAAGCAGUAAUAACUCUAUGAGAUGUGUUUCUCUUAAGUCACCUACUCCGUGUCUUAGACUCGGCCUCUCCAGACUAGCAAGAGUCAAACCACUGCAUCCCAGUGCUGCCAGCAGUUAAGUGGUCAGUGACAAGGUGGCAUGUGACAGAAAAGACUGGAAAGUGUUUUGCUUAUAAAUAAGCAAAAGCUUCAUGGCAUCAACUGUGUUGGAGGACUGUUGUAUGUGUCUUAUAAUGAUUUUUUAUUCUGCAAAAUGCUGGGCAUCCUUAUGUGCUACUAAAUAAUAAUACUAUUUAAUCAAGGUGACAUCUGGGUCACCAGCUCUUUCAUGGAUUAUAUUCUGAGAUGUGGGUUUGUGGUAAUUUUAAUUCUCUGAUUCUAAACUCUUGGCAUUAAAAUAGUCUACACAGCACUAUGUCAGUUAUAGAAUGUGAUAUCUUAACAGAGUGAAAGUCACAGUUUGAAAAAUAUUACUUGGAAGAGUUGCCACUUUCCACCCCCUUCUUGGGAAGUUUGUCACCACUCUCAAAAUCUGUUAAUGUUUGCCUAUCUUGUAUGUGGAUGUUAAUUAUUUUGAAUGUAUUAUAAAUGGGAUGUUUCUUAGAAUGUUGUAUUUUUUAAUAAAAUAAAAUUCUUUA